CUUUGUAAGUCAGAUCUGCUCUGAUCUAGUUGCUGUGGCCUUCAAUUUCUGGUUGACUAACUUGGAGGAAUUUCCUCACUAUCCCUUCUUUUGAAUAGUACCGUAUUUUAGCCUGCCUGGAGGGCAAGGGUCACCCGCGGCUACAUCACAGUCGCAGCUAGCUAAGGCAGCCCUUAGAUAAGCAGCCAGCUAAACAAACUCCGCAGUAGGUCUCGAUAGGCAAAUUCAUAAGCCCCUAUCUUGAAGCUCGAGCCUGACCCACCGAGCUAGGUCAAGUCUACCCAGCCCCCAGUUGUCAGUGUUCCCCCUCCGGUGCCCCGGUGGAAAGGGCAGCCUUAGGCAGCGCUGGGCAAGUUCGGACCCCCUCCGCCAACCUCGCGGCGACUCGGUGCCCGAACCGCCGCCUUUAGCUGGAUCGCAGCCACACCGGGAAGAGUUCAGCCCCAGGACCGACGGGGCCCGGUCUCCAUCGGCGGCGGCCUUCAGAGGAGCUCGCUCGGGCAACUUGGUCACCCGGUCCCCUGGUCGCGAAGAUGUCGGCCUCCAACGUCAGCUUACUGCACGAGACCUCCAGGCAGGUCGCGGCCGGAGGGUCUGCAGGUCUUGUAGAAAUUUGCCUGAUGCAUCCUCUCGAUGUGGUGAAAACCAGGUUCCAGGUGCAGAGAAGUGUAACAGACCCACAAAGUUAUAGAACUGUAAGAGGCAGCUUCCAGAUGAUCUUCCGAACAGAGGGGUUGUUUGGCUUUUACAAGGGAAUUAUCCCACCAAUUUUAGCUGAAACACCAAAAAGAGCAGUCAAGUUUUCUACCUUUGAGCUGUACAAGAAAUUUCUGGGAUAUAUGUCACUAUCACCAGGGCUGACAUUUCUCAUCGCUGGCUUAGGAUCGGGACUAACAGAAGCUGUCGUGGUUAACCCUUUCGAGGUGGUAAAAGUUGGCUUGCAAGUCAAUCGGAACUUGUUCAAAGAGCAACCAUCUACUUUUGCUUAUGCAAGACAAAUCAUUAAGAAGGAAGGCUUGGGGUUCCAGGGCCUCAACAAAGGAUUGACAGCAACUCUGGGACGUCACGGAAUUUUCAACAUGGUUUAUUUUGGCUUCUACCACAACGUCAAAAAUAUUAUUCCAUCCAGUAAGGAUCCAACCUUGGAGUUUUUGAGAAAAUUUGGGAUUGGUUUUGUCUCAGGGACAAUGGGCUCAGUGUUUAACAUCCCCUUUGAUGUUGCAAAGAGUCGGAUCCAAGGGCCCCAGCCAGUUCCUGGAGAGAUCAAGUACCGAAGCUGCUUCAAAACAAUGGAGAUGAUCUACCGGGAAGAAGGGAUUUUAGCCUUAUACAAAGGCCUGGUCCCUAAGGUGAUGAGACUUGGACCAGGUGGUGGGGUGAUGUUGCUGGUGUAUGAAUACACCUAUGCAUGGCUGCAGGAAAACUGGUGAUGGACUGAGAAGCGAUUUCCUCUUGACAAAACAGCUCUGCAUCCCCAGGAAAAGAAGAUAAGCUAGACACACCCGUUAAGAGGGGAAGACAACGUGCUCAGGAACAAAGCCUGUUCCAGUGUUUUAUAAAUUUUUAGAUAAAUUGACAUGGUAGUUUGGGCCAUAUACAUAACACAAGUCAAAAUUUAAAUAUAUUUUAUAAGGAAUUACUUUUCCAUACGUUAUAUUUUAAAAGAGAAGUAAGAAAAAUGUAAAUACACCAAAACAGCCUUUUAAGAAUGUUUAAUUUUGUGAGCGCUGAGUUAAAAUGUGAAUCUAUUGGUUUUCUUUAGUAAUUAAUACACCCUCAGGCUCUAUUUCCCUAAAUGUAUUUUAUACUUCACAUGGUGACUUAAGUGAGUAUUUUAAAAUCAUGCUAUUUGAAAAUUUUUAUUAAAGGUAGAAUACAUAUUAUAUUAAACUUCUUUAACAUAGUUCAUUUUGAAAACAAGAUUUGUUACUAAAAUAUUUUUUUUGGGGGGGGGAUGCUUCUCUGUUGCCUGAAUAUGCCUCCAAACACCCAUCCUUAAAAAGGAUGUAGGGAAAUAAAACUAUCUCCAGAUUCCUAGGUUUAAGUCACAUGUUGACAUAUAAGGCUAUUUAGAAUAUUAACAUGUCUACACUAAGUGGCAAACGUUUCAAAAGUGAAAACACAUUCUUUAGCAUUUCCAAGCACUCUUGCACUAAUAUGCACUCUAGAAAAAGAAAAGAAAAGAUAGUUUUUUUUGGUCUUGAUAUACCCAAAGCUUAUUCUUAUGUAUGCACUAUAUAAUGAUGCUUCUCCAGUAGCUAUGGUCACACACACACACACACACACACACACACACACACACACACACACACAAAUCACAACAUGCUUUAAAUAACGCCUGUUCUUAACUACUCCUGUGGGGUAUUUCUGCUAGAGGCAAUCUCACCACCAAAACAUUUUGAAAAUAAACAGUAAAGAUUACAUGGUAAUUAUUUGUAUUUAUUAACUUAGAGCAUCUGAAGUAUAAAAAUAAAAGGCUUUUGACAUACGCUAUAUACAUACAGAGCCUUCUGCUGUACAUCUUUCCCAACAUGAUUUUUUUUCUUUUUCAUUUGUAUUUCAGCCCAAUAUUCAAUAUAUGGGUCAUUAAAGAACAGAGAGCCAGGAGC
Messenger RNA from Mus musculus (house mouse), 2609 nucleotides. It is a transcript of the gene Slc25a21, whose product is annotated as solute carrier family 25 (mitochondrial oxodicarboxylate carrier), member 21. The record is from RefSeq and is marked validated. Gene Ontology annotation, molecular function: carboxylic acid transmembrane transporter activity; alpha-ketoglutarate transmembrane transporter activity. Gene Ontology annotation, cellular component: mitochondrial inner membrane. Gene Ontology annotation, biological process: mitochondrial alpha-ketoglutarate transmembrane transport. NCBI's taxonomy places the organism in Eukaryota, Metazoa, Chordata, Mammalia, Rodentia, Muridae. The transcript has 10 exons. The coding region runs from base 534 to 1430 and encodes 298 amino acids.